AUGUCUCCCAACAAGGAAAAUUUGCACAAUGGAUUAAAUAAUAUACACAUUAAGUCUCCUGUCAAGAGAGUGCUCUCUAUGCCAAAUGAAGCCGAAGAGAGUGCAAAAAAAAUGGAUGUUGUGAAAGAAAACGUAGAACCAAAGUUUGAUCCACAACUAGAACCUCUAUUAAGAGAAAAUCCUCGCCGCUUUGUUAUUUUCCCAAUUCAAUAUCCGGACAUAUGGCAAAUGUAUAAAAAAGCAGAGGCAUCCUUUUGGACUGCUGAAGAAGUAGACUUAUCGAAGGAUAUGGCUGAUUGGGAGACCUUAAAGGACUGUGAGAAGCACUUUAUUAAGCAUGUCUUAGCAUUUUUUGCCGCAUCAGAUGGUAUAGUAAAUGAAAAUCUAGUAGAGCGUUUCUCGCAGGAAGUUCAAGUCACAGAAGCUAGGUGUUUCUAUGGUUUUCAAAUAGCCAUGGAAAAUGUUCACUCAGAGAUGUAUUCACUGUUGAUAGACACCUACAUAAGGGAUCCUAAAGAAAGGGACUUUCUAUUCAAUGCUAUUGAAACACUGCCAUGUGUAAAGAAGAAGGCUGACUGGGCUUUGCAAUGGAUUGGCAGCAAGACUGCAACAUUUGGAGAACGCAUUAUUGCUUUUGCUGCAGUAGAAGGCAUCUUUUUCUCUGGCAGCUUUGCAUCUAUAUUCUGGCUGAAAAAGAGAGGUCUAAUGCCUGGUCUUACUUUCAGUAAUGAACUGAUUUCAAGGGAUGAGGGUUUACAUACUGACUUUGCAUGUUUGAUGUUCAAACACCUGGUGCAAAAACCCAGUGCGGCUCGUGUAUUGGAGAUAAUAAAGGAUGCAGUGGUAAUUGAACAGGAGUUCCUAACAGAUGCAUUACCAGUGAGACUACUCGGCAUGAACUGUGAACUUAUGUCCAACUACAUAGAGUUUGUUGCCGACCGUUUGCUCGUAGACCUCAUCGGUGAAAAGCAUUACAACACCAAGAAUCCGUUUGAUUUUAUGAAUCUCAUCUCCUUGGAAGGCAAAACAAACUUCUUCGAGAAGAAAGUAGGGGAAUACCAGAAGUGGGGCGUUAUGGCUAAAACUGAGGACAAUGUAUUCACAUUGGAUGCCGAAUUU
Brenthis ino (lesser marbled fritillary) is the source of this 1119-nucleotide messenger RNA. NCBI's taxonomy places the organism in Eukaryota, Metazoa, Arthropoda, Insecta, Lepidoptera, Nymphalidae. The record is from the annotation of a GenBank genome assembly.